CCUCAGCCUGCAGAGGCGGGAAGAGGGUGCAGGCACUGGUGACGUCCAGUCAAGCCACCCGUUUGGACCGCCAGGACUAGGCUGGGGCUUGGGGGCAGGGGUAGGAGGAUGGACAUGGGGCCUCUGGGAGGUCCCUGGGAAGAGGAACCUCAGUAAGCCAGACCCCAGCAAGGAGCCGGGGACCCACACCCUUACGAACCACGAUGUGCCUGCAACUGGGAGGCCUGAGCUGCGGCGAUUACAAAAAGAUUUUGAUGAAGACGGGCCUGGUGCUUCUGGUCCUGGGGCACAUCAGUUUUAUCACCGCCGCCUUGCUGCACGGCACAGCCCUUCGCUUUGUCACAGACACCCACGAUGCCGUCUCACUGCAAUAUGCAGUCUCCAACAUCCUCGCCGUCACCUCAGCCAUCUUGAUCAUUGCCUGUGGGAUCUCAGUCAUUGUGCUGUCCAGAUACCUCUCCCUCACCUCCCUGCGAUGGACAGUGUUUGCUGCCAGCAUAGCCAGCGCUCUCUUCUCCCUGGUCUGCUCCCUUGGCCUCCUGGCAUCAAUUGCCAUCACCUUUGCCAACCAGGGCCGGUCACUGCUUGCCACCUGUUCCUUCGGUAACUCAGAGCUCCUCUACCUGACGCCGGACUGCCCCUUUGACCCCACCCGAAUCUAUAGCUCCACCCUGUGUCUCUGGGCCAUCUCCUUGGCCCUUUGUGUGGCUGAGAGUACUUUUGCUGUCCGCUCAGCCCAGCUCACUCACCAGCUGCUGGAACUGAGGCCCUGGUGGGGAAAGAGGAGUCAUCAAUUGGUCACAGAAAGCUCAAGCCUUUGUGAAGGCCGAGAUCUCCUCAGCUGCUCCAGCGUGGAGCCAGCACCCCUCUGAGAGAUGAAGGACUCAUCAGCUCCUGGGGCCCUGGAAUCCUGGCCCCCUGUCGACCUGGGCCCACAUCCCCCUGGGCAGACCUGUUAUCUCCUUUCUUUGAAGAAAUGAGGCAGGCCCUGAGAGCCUCCCCAGCCCAUCCCGUACCUGAAGCUUGUCUGAUCCCCAAGGCCACCACUCCCAGCCCCAGGCCACUCUGGCCCAGGGCGCGGCACUGAGACAAGACUUUAUUCUGAAGUUAUUAAAAAGAACAAAGUAA
Messenger RNA from Vombatus ursinus (common wombat), 1128 nucleotides. It is a transcript of the gene TMEM54, whose product is annotated as transmembrane protein 54. The coding region runs from base 204 to 872 and encodes 222 amino acids. NCBI's taxonomy places the organism in Eukaryota, Metazoa, Chordata, Mammalia, Diprotodontia, Vombatidae. The transcript has 6 exons. The record is from RefSeq and is a predicted model, not a curated record.